CGUGAUUAGAACAUUGUUGACGAUGUUGCUCUCUUGUUUACAAAUUUUGAUCAACAUACAUAUAUCAUAUCUCAAAUAAUGGAUGUAAAUAUACUAUUUUGCAUAAAAAUUCUCAUUAUUAAAGGACAAAAAUUGUGUUAUGUUUUUAUAAAUUAAGGCCUGCCAUUAAAGUUAUAAAUAUGCUGUUUCUCACAUUUUAGCAUGCGCUGAUUGUAUAUAGUGCUUAAAUAUCAUGUUGUCUUCAAAGAAAAAAGAUUUAAAAUAUCUUAGUGAUGGUGUUGCUGGAAAAUAUGUUAAGAAAGACACCCCCCCUGAUAUUCCAGUUUUAAAUGUCUGGACAACAGUUCCAGAACCUCCAACGAAAAGAAUUAUCUCACUCACACGAAAAAAUUCAGAUAAAAGCACAAAGGAAACUCCCAGACCUGUUCCUCCCCCUCAACAGAUGUCUUUAGCUCAAAAAUGUGCUAAAGCAUCCCAAAGCCAAAUUUCUAAUGCUGCAAAAGUAAAUACACAAAGUGCCCUAGCAAGUACCAAUAUAGGUCCAUUGCAACGUCCCAGUCCAGUCUUGCAGAUAAAUCCAAAUUUGUCAAUCGGUGCUCAACGGGGAUUGCCGACACCAUCCUUCAAUCCAGUUCCUACUCCUCAGCCUUUUACUGGCAAAAUAUCUCAGGGGAGCAAAAUAGAACAACCUUCAAGACUCAUUCCCAAUACAGCUGAGAGUUUCAUGCGUUUAAAUACUUUUGGUCACUCCUCUAAUGUUGUUGAUGCUACAUCUCAAGCUCAUGCAUCUCAUUUGCCUCGAUAUGAAUCACACAUAUAUGUCAAUCAUUAUGUUAAAAAUUCAAGUUCAGAGAAUGAUUGCAGAGUUUGUGAAGUAGAUAAUGAUGGUAUUCCUAUUAAAAGUAAAGAAGACAGCAAUCCAAAUCUGAGAUGUGUUACUGUGCCUGCGGCUGUUUCUAUAAUUGAAGUUCCAGGUCAAAGAAGUGUUGAAUCUGAAAAUCAUCUUCCUGAAAUAGCAUAUAAACAAGAUGAUAGUAUCCAAAUCCAUUUAUAUCAUCAACAAAUUCGAGAUCAGUAUUCUCCUAACUUUCAUCAAACUUCUAAUGAACAAUUUCACUUGCAACCAUCCAUAGCUACUCCAAACACUAAUAUAAUAUCUCAAAAAAUGUAUAAUCAUACAUAUCAAAACGUACCAGACAAUGCUUCACAGCUUGCAUAUUCAGCCGCAUUUGUUACGACUUCAAGAGUACCCCAGUCACUUGCUAGCAGUAGCAACAUUCAACAUUCUUCAAUGGCUGUAUUGCCUAUGCAUGCAAAUCUCUCAGCUGUAGAGAGUCACCAGCAAGCGAUUCCAAACCCUGUUGCUGCCUCAUCUUCAGUGUCUGUCCUUCCCUCUAGUGCAGGAGCCUGCUAUUCUACUCCUAAUGAAUUGCCUUUACCUCCUGGUUGGUCUGUUGAUUAUACAAUGAGAGGUAGAAAGUAUUAUGUUGAUCAUAAUACGAAGACAACACAUUGGAGUCAUCCUCUUGAAAAAGAAGGCUUGCCUACUGGGUGGGAACGAAUUGAAUCUCCUGAUAAUGGUGUUUACUAUGUCAACCAUAUAACAAAAUUAGCUCAAUAUGAGCAUCCAUGUGCCCCUCAAUAUGGUCAUAAUAGUGCCAUUAUAUAUCAAGCUUCUUUGCUGAACCAGAAUCGCUAUCCACCUCCCCGGCAUACAAAUUUUCAUCAGCAUAAUGUGAUAGUUCCUGCAAAUCCUUAUCUUACUGAAGAAAUUCCACAUUGGUUAUAUGUGUAUUCAAAGGCGCCAUCAGAAUUCGAUUACAAGUUAAAAUGGAAUCUCUUCAAACUUCCUGAAUUAGAUUGUUACCAAGCAAUGUUAAAUCGUCUCUAUAGACAAGAACUGGAAAAUAUUGUGAUGAACUAUGAAGCGUAUCGCUUAGCACUUUUCAAAGAAAUGGAAAGAUGUCUAAACGAAAAAAGUGAAAGAAAAUCUUAGCAAUUUUAAAAUAUAUAUAUUUAAUAAUAUUAGCAGAAUUUUUUUGUUUUAUUUUCUUAUCUAUUAUUACUAAAUUCUUUUAUCCAAAUUCCAGUGUUAUGUAGUGAUAACUGCAUCUCUUAAAGGACAAAAGCCACUGCGAGUUGAGCUUAAAUUUCGAUUCCGAAGGUUGUAUUUUCUGCUAUACUUUUUUGAAAGGAAAAAUUUGGCAAGCUAUUUUUAUAUUGGGACUAAACUUGCUGAUUCAUUGUUACCAAAUUAUAAAUAGUCAAAUUGUUAUUAAAUCUUCAAUAACAACUGUAUUUUUGCUACAAUCAUAAGAGAUUAGAAAUUAUUUUUAAAAACAGCCUAAAAGUUUAUAUUUUUAUAAUAUUUACAAAGCAAACAAAUUAAGAAUAUAAAACAUGUACGAGAAGAUUUACUGAGAAAUUUUUAACUGAGAAUAGAAUUUGAAGAAACGAAACUUUUUCAGUUUUUGAGAGAAAUGAAAAGUAUUCUUUGUUUUUAUUGUUUAAAAUAGCUCCACUUAACUAUUUACAAUGUCAGAUAGUAAAAUUUUUGCAAAAUUUUUCAUUCCUACUUAUUUUAAGAAAAUGUUAUAUAAAGUAACAAUGUAUUUUACUAUGCUAACUGAAUUGUUAGUAGUAAUUUCCCAGAAUUGCAUAAUUUUUCUUAUUUGUUUAUUUUUUUCCAAAAAUGCAUAUUUGCUGUUUAAUGCAUGCUGUAAUCAGUAUGUUUACAACACAUCUUUGUUUGAAUUCUUAGAUACUAUUCCAAACAUUAGACAUUUGUAAAUCAGAAGAUGCUUAUAUUUUUUUCUUAUGUAUAAAAAGUUUUGUUUCCAUUAUAAAUUUUGAUUGUAAUUUUUUUAAUGAAACAAAGUGCAAAUAUCUGAAUUAGUAAAAGCAGUUUUUUUUUUUUUUUUAAUCCUCGUGUUUAUGAAAUGUCACUGUGAUAAAGCAGUUUUAUUUGUUAUUUUUCUAAUUAAGUUAGAAAAAUUAGUUAAGAAGUAACAAACCCUGAAAUAUAUUCAUUAUUUUAACUCAUUAAAGGCCAAUAUUCUCAGCUGUCCCCUCCCCCCAAAUAGGUGAGAAUUGGUUACUCAUUUAUUUUGUUUAUCUUAAGAAAAUAAAGACAUUCACCAUAAUACUGUUAUGAUAUAAAUGUUUAUAUUUUGAUCUACAAAAUUUUAAAACUAAAGUAGUUGCUAACAUUAUAAAAUAUCAAUAUAUUCUAGGAAUAAAUUUACUACUAUUUUUUGCAUCAUAGCAAAAUGCUGUCCUUUCCCAACUGUUUAAAAUAGGCGUGUUCCAAGAUUUUUAGUUUAUAGUUAAUUUGGAAGAAAUUAACUAUUUUGGCUAAAUUUUGAAGAAUUUUAUUUUAAGUUAAUUUUAAAAACAAUGUUUCUGUUUUUUAUUGAAUGUUUAA
Parasteatoda tepidariorum (common house spider) is the source of this 3424-nucleotide messenger RNA. It is a transcript of the gene sav, whose product is annotated as scaffold protein salvador. Gene Ontology annotation, molecular function: protein binding; molecular adaptor activity. Lineage: Eukaryota; Metazoa; Arthropoda; Arachnida; Araneae; Theridiidae. Gene Ontology annotation, cellular component: cytosol. The record is from RefSeq and is a predicted model, not a curated record. Gene Ontology annotation, biological process: hippo signaling; apoptotic process; negative regulation of cell population proliferation.